Molecule: messenger RNA, 286 nt
Organism: Notothenia coriiceps (black rockcod)
Lineage: Eukaryota; Metazoa; Chordata; Actinopteri; Perciformes; Nototheniidae
Product: exocyst complex component 6B-like
Exons: 2
Biological process (GO): Golgi to plasma membrane transport; exocytosis; intracellular protein transport
Cellular component (GO): membrane; exocyst
Source: RefSeq, a predicted model, not a curated record
AAACCAACAAAUACAUCUCUUGUAUUUUCCCCCAGUGCUUGAGAUGUACAGCAGACUUCAGGAGCAGAUGAGGGCCAAAAGGUACUACCCUGCGCUGCGGACCUUGGAGCAGCUGGAGCUCACGUGUCUCCCGCGGGCCGGAGAGUACCGGUUCUGCUCCAUCAUGGCGGAGAACAUCCCCAAGCUGAGGACGCAGAUCCGGGACACGGCCAUGACGCAGCUCAGAGACUUCCUGGAGAGCAUCCGGAAACACUCGGACAAGAUCGGAGAGACCGCCAUCAAACAG